AUGGAGAAAAAUGAAAUAAGAGCUGUCAUCAAGUACCUCUGCCUGAAAAAAAUGUCUACCAAAGACAUACACAGCGACUUAGAGGAAACAUUGGGGGAGUCUGCUCCUCCAUAUUCCACAGUCGCACGCUGGGCAAAGGAAUUUAAGCUGGGCAGAACCUCCACUGAAGAUAAACAUCGCGAAGGACGCCCUUCCACGUCCCUUACUGGAGAAAACGUAAAAAAAGUGGAAGAUAUCGUGUUGGCCGAUCGAAGGGUGACCGUAAGGCAUGUAGCUGAGGUCACAGGGAUCUCCUAUGGCAGCGUUCAAAAAAUCAUUGUCAACGAAAUGCAUAUGAAAAAGGUCUCUGCGCGUUGGGUGCCGAGAAUGUUAACCGACGAGCAAAAAAAGAAACGAGUCGACAUUUCGAGGGUGAAUCUUCAAAAGUUCCAGGCCGAUAAGGAAAAUUUUUUGUCGCGUUUUGUGACCAUGGACGAGACCUGGAUCCACCACUUUGAUCCCGAAACCAAACAACAAUCAGUGACUUGGAAACGAGCUUCCUCACCAACGCCGAAGAAAUUCAAAGUGUCAAGUUCAGCGGGAAAGGUUAUGGCGUCUGUUUUCUGGGAUGCAGAAGGAAUUAUUAUGGUGGAAUAUUUGGAAAAGGGGGCCACUAUAACAGGCUCUUACUACGCAGACCAAAUAAGAAGAUUGCGAGAGGCUAUUAACCCUUUCAGACCUCGCGUGCACAAUUGA
This is a messenger RNA of Danaus plexippus (monarch butterfly), 735 nucleotides long. RefSeq lists its product as uncharacterized. Gene Ontology annotation, molecular function: nucleic acid binding. NCBI's taxonomy places the organism in Eukaryota, Metazoa, Arthropoda, Insecta, Lepidoptera, Nymphalidae. The transcript has a single exon. The record is from RefSeq and is a predicted model, not a curated record. Bases 1 to 735 code for a protein of 244 amino acids.